Molecule: messenger RNA, 3534 nt
Organism: Microcebus murinus (gray mouse lemur)
Lineage: Eukaryota; Metazoa; Chordata; Mammalia; Primates; Cheirogaleidae
Gene: PPP1R3F
Product: protein phosphatase 1 regulatory subunit 3F
Biological process (GO): regulation of glycogen biosynthetic process
Cellular component (GO): protein phosphatase type 1 complex
Molecular function (GO): protein phosphatase 1 binding; glycogen binding
Source: RefSeq, a predicted model, not a curated record
GCCGCCGCCGCCGCCGCCGCCGCCGCCGAUAUGGCGCGCACGGCCCCUGUGGAGCCCCCGCUACGGCAUCCAGCGCCCCCCUCGCCGGCCGCGGGUGAGCCCCGCACCUCGGUUGAGGUGGCGGUGGCACCGCGGAGGGUGCUGUUCGCCGACGAGGCCCUGGGGCUGCCGCUGGCGCAGCUGCGUCGCUACCGGCCGUGGGGCGGGCCCGGGGCGGGCAAGAUGGCGGCGGCCAGGCAAGAUGGCGGCGGCAGCGGGGCUGAUGAGGACGACGAUGGCGAGGAUGGGGAUGAAGGGGAGGAGGAAGAGGAGGUCUGCCCUGAGCCCUCGCCGCUGUGCCCCGUACCCGCUGGCGGGGGUUUUUACUUGGUGCCCACAUUUUCGCUGCCGCCCGCGCCGGGCCGUCUGGAGCGCUUGGGGCGCGUCAUGGUGGAGCUGGAGGCGCUGCUGCCACCUCCAGGAGCGGUCCCCGGGGGUGCCGGGUUGUGGGUGCCUGGGGGGCGCCCGCCAGUGCUGCGCGGGUUGGUACGCGUGUUGAACCGCUCCUUCGAGAAGGCGGUGCACGUGCGGGCCUCACACGACGGCUGGGCUUCCUUCUGCGACCAUCCAGCGCGCUACGUCCCGCGCAGCCCACCGGGGGCAGGAGCAGGAGGAACAGGAGCGGGAGAUCCCAUCCUGGAUCUUGGCCUGGGCCCUGGCCAGGCGGCCGCCUCCUCGCCCGACGACGGCGGCCGCACCGACCGCUUUGCCUUCCAGCUGCCCUUUGCUGAGGGCGCGGGCGAUGGGGCGCGCCUCGACUUCGUGGUGCGCUAUGAGACCCCCGAGGGCACUUUCUGGGCCAACAACCACGGCCGCAACUACACAGUCCUGCUCCGGAUUGCACCCGCUCCCACACCCACUGAUGCCGAAGGGCUGCCCCAGCAGCAGCAGCUGGAGCCACAGCCUGAGUGCCAGGGUCCCGUGGAGGCUGAGGCCAGGCAGCUGAAGAGCUGCAUGAAGCCGGUGAGGCGCAGGCCUGCUGAGGAGGAGCUGAGGAUGAAGAACGUGGAUGAUAACACUGCUGCUGUGGCAGAGCAUCCUGAUGUCCAAGAGUCAGUGGGUCCCCUGGUGGCCCCCACCCCUCUCCGUCCAUGGCCUCAGAUGACACUUCAGGUUUCUGAAGUUACAAUGACUGGCAACCCCCCAGAAGAAGGUGACAUCCCCAGAAGCAGUCCGCCAGUGGCUUUGACAGAGGUCCUCCAGGAACCGGCCAUCAGGAUCCCCCCCACUUCCCCUCUCUGUGGCCUGGGUGGCUCCCCCAGAGACCAGGCCUCAGGGCCCGAUGCAAGUGAGGGGGCCACUGGGCCUUUCCUGGAACCCAGCCAGCAGCAGGUGGAGGCCGCAUGGGAAGUAUCCAGUGAGAAUGGAGGGGGUCAAAACGACCCCAUGGUGGGGGCUAUUAUGGAUGAACCCCCUGGUGGUCUGGAGGUCAUGAGUGGGUUGGAGGAGCUGUUUGGCGAAGACACCAUUGACCAGGAGCUGGAGCAGCUCUACCUGUCCCACCUGAGCCGCCUGCGGGAUGCUGUGGCUUCAGGUGGGGGAGGGGGUGGUGGGGAGGGUCCCACAGAUGGCGGGACGUCCCCCAGCCAUCCCCUGGGCAUACUCACGGACCGUGACCUGAUCUUGAAGUGGCCUGGCCCUGAGCGGGCCCUGAACAGUGCUCUGGCUGAGGAGAUCACGCUGCACUACGCCCGGCUAGGGCGUGGUGUGGAGCUCAUCAAGGACACCGAGGACCCUGAUGAGGAGGGGGAGGGCGAAGAGGGGCUCUCAAUCACAGCCUCCAGCCCAGAAGGGGACAGUCCCAAGGAAUCACCCCCGGAAAUCUUCUCUGGGGCCCGUUCUGUGGUAGCCACUAUGGGAGACGUGUGGCUCCCAUGGGCAGAGGGCUCAGGAAGUGACAGCCCUGUGGUUCUGAGCACAGAGGGUCAGUUCACUGGGGACCCAGAGAAAGGGAUGGGCAAGGAUGCUGACUCUUUGUACAUGAAUAGGGUGAUAGCUGGGGUUACUGGGUCUCUGGGGGAGGCUGGGACAGAUGCUCAGAUGGAGGUCACCACUGAGCGGGCAGGCAGCUUGGAUCCUAUAUCUGGCAAGGAGCCAGCCACUUCAGUCCUUCUGCCAGGACAAAAUCCCACCCUCCUUGGUCCCUUGGGGGCCCAAGUCUGUCUGUCUAGCAUGGCUCGGCCUCAUGUGAGCUCCCAGGAUGGAGAGGGUGAAGGCCCAAGUCUUGAACCCCCCAAAAGGUCUCCCACCCUAGCAGGCCCUGGAGAAUGUGUGUGUGUAUUGUCUCCCCAGCUCCGUGGCCCCUUGACCCAGACUCUGGGUGUCCUGGCUGGGCUGGUGGUGGUCCCUGUGGCUCUGAACAGUGGUGUGUCCCUCCUGGUACUUGUGCUGUGCCUCUCUCUAGCCUGGUUCUCGUAGGGGCUGCUUGUGGGAUCAGCAAUAACAGGCUUCCCCCUCUCUGGGGUCUGGGGAGGGGUAGCCCCUGCAUCACCCCAGAGGGUUGAGAUGGGAUAUGUGGCCUGUGUAGUGAGGGGACUUUGGUCCUUUGCUUCUGAGAAUGCUCAAUUAGAGAGGCCUUCCCAUCCCUGAGCUCUCCAGUCAGCACAGGCUCCCUGUGGUGAUACCAAUGGAGAGGAAUGGGGAUGGGUGGAUGGUAUGCGUGAGAAGAACUUUUAGAAUGGAACUGGGCAUGUCCUCCCCCUCCCUUGCCCCCAAGCCUGUAUUUAUUUUUGUAUAAUUCUCUGGAUGAGGUAGAGCGGUCGUGAGCUGGUCUUGGGGCACAAUUACCCAGAGAUAUAUUUAUUAACAGCCAACCUGUGCAACCUGCUGGAGCUUUAUUUUUAAUUUAAUUUAUAUAGAGUACCUAUUAUUAGAUGCCACAAUAGAGCUCUAUGAGAAAUGAUGUGUCUUGCUGUGCAAUGUUUUCCUGUUUGGGAGUGAGUGUUCAGGGUGGUCACAUUCGGUAGGAGGACCAUGGUGGGGAGUAGGUGGUAGGACGUGGCCAUGCUUAUGCUGCUUCAUUGUGUCCUUGAGGAUCUGUGUCUCCUCACUUUGUGGUCUCAAUCCAUGUGGUCCUUCAGUAUUCUCUAUAUUCUACUUGUGGGAGCCUGCAGAGGUAUAUAUGGAUGGUGGUGGUGGGAGCCAGGGAGGAAGAGUGGUGGUCACAUGAGGGUUUGGUGUCCAUCACAUGGCUGCAGUGGUGGCUGUGGUCACUUGUGGAUGUGGGGACAUCAGUUAUGAAUCAGCCAUAAAGUUUUGAGGUUACUAAAAAAAAAACAAACAGCCUUUCACACCACCAGCGGGAGAUCCCUCAGUCCCCAAAAUAGGGAAGGCCUCAUAAAGAACAGAGGCAUUAGUGUACUGUGAAAAGUCAUACUAGAGUUGCUGUCCACAGAUAUCACAUUUCUAUUCAAAACAGGAAACCAAGAAGCUUUGAAGGAAAGCAUAGAUAUAUUUACUGCAUGCAAAUAAACAACAUUGCAUAGUAAAAUAAAA